AUGUCUGAUGCGGAAAAUGAUAUUUGGGAUAUUGUUUUAAAAAAAACACAAUCAGGUACAAUUUAUGACGAAUUAAAUAAAGAAAUUGAUGAAAUUAAUUACAAAGAAGUGUGUAAAUUGCUAAAUAUUGAUAAGGAGAAUGAAGAUGGAUAUUUUAAACUUUGUAAAAAAAUUGCAAGGAACGCGGAGUAUUUAUCUAAAUUGAGUAAUACGGAUGCAUAUAAAUAUCGAUGUUCUCAUUAUAGAUAUUGGUUUUAUAAUGAGUUAUAUAAGCUCUUAAAAAAUAAUGAGGAAAUUUCUAAUAUUAAAAAUGUUAUUAAAAAUUUUAUGAAUAUACAAAAAUAUAUUGUUGUGUUAUUUGAGUUUUAUGAUUGCCAUUAUAAUUUUUACACAACGGAUAUAACAGAAUUAAAAGAAAAAUUAGAAGAGAAACAUUUGUACGAUUAUUUUCAAAAUUUUUUUACUAUUAAGAGUGUUGAAACAUGUAAAUUAGUUGAAUUAUUUCAAUAUACUAAAUAUCUGAAUGAAAUAAAAGUUUUAUAUACAAAGCAUAAACAUGAAAAAAAUUGCUGCUUCAGCUUGUGGUGGAACAAUUGUCCCAAUUAUUUUUAUUGCAAUGAUGAUUAUAACCCUGAAAAAAUAUUAUCUUCUUUAAAAUUAUCUAAUUCUGAGAACUGUGAGAACAUGAAUAAGCCUAAUGAUCCCGAGAACCACCGUGAUCCACAAAAUCCACAAUCCUCUGAAGAUAUUAUGGAUACGUUUCAUUAUGCUAAGUGUACAGAUACUUCUGAUGAUAGACUAAUAUGUAAUUUAUAUCCAGUAAAAUAUAAAUCUCCACAUAGCGCUUCUUAUAGAAUUCUUCCCCUAGAUAAUAAUAAAGGAAAAGACAUUAAAACAAUUGUAAGUCUUUUUCUACCUCAUGAAGAAUCUCCAAAAAAUACAACUCAUACUGAACCUAACGAUGCAGACCAAAAUCCCGAAUCUUCAUCUCAGAAAAAAUAUUUUAUUACUGUAUCAGGGGGAAGUACAAUAAGGAGAGAUGCAAAAGAUAAAAAAGUAUAUCCUUUUAACUAUAAACGCACAGAAGAACAAAAAGAAAAAUUACAAUUCCCUAGUGAAAAAAAAGAAUCAUUAAUAAAAUGGAAAUUUGGAAACGGAACAGUGGACUGUAGUAAUAAUAAUACAACUAAUGAUAGAUACAAACUAUGUCAAUACAUAAAAAAUAUUCGGGUAAAUCAGAGAUAUUUAAAGGAUAAAUAUGCUAUUGGAUCUAAAGUUAAAUAUUUUAAGUCCACAUUCCCUUACUCCAUGCAAAAUGUAAAUGUUGCUAAAAAUAUUGAUGGAAGUAUCACUUAUGAAAGUGACGGUUCUAAUGUCACAAAAUAUUUUGAUAGCGAUGAGAACUACAUUGAAAUAUCAGAAGAUAAAAAUAACAUAUUAUACACUAUGUUUUUCCGUGUAAGCGUAGUUUCUUUGUUAACACUUGGAUUUAUUGUCCUAUUUAUUGUUUAUUAUAAAUAUACUUCAUUGGGAUCUUGGUUACGUAAAAGGAUAAUGAAGAAAAAAAGAAUUAACGAAUCUGUUCAUAGAUAUCACAGAAAAACUCCACCAUCAGGUUCUAGAAAGUUUCAUACAAAAACAAGGUAUAAACCAUGUUGCAUUGUUUACGAAACGACAUGA
Plasmodium gonderi is the source of this 1680-nucleotide messenger RNA. RefSeq names its product variable surface protein. The record is from RefSeq and is a predicted model, not a curated record. The coding region runs from base 1 to 1680 and encodes 559 amino acids. NCBI's taxonomy places the organism in Eukaryota, Apicomplexa, Aconoidasida, Haemosporida, Plasmodiidae. The transcript is spliced from 3 exons.